Messenger RNA from Gekko japonicus, 2341 nucleotides. It is a transcript of the gene ARHGAP26, whose product is annotated as Rho GTPase activating protein 26. Bases 1 to 2280 code for a protein of 759 amino acids. The transcript is spliced from 23 exons. Lineage: Eukaryota; Metazoa; Chordata; Lepidosauria; Squamata; Gekkonidae. Gene Ontology annotation, cellular component: cytoplasm. The record is from RefSeq and is a predicted model, not a curated record. Gene Ontology annotation, molecular function: protein binding; GTPase activator activity. Gene Ontology annotation, biological process: signal transduction.
AUGGGGCUACCUGCCCUGGAAUUUAGUGAUUGCUGUUUGGACAGUCCUCAGUUCCGAGAGAGGCUGAAAUCGCACGAAGCUGAACUGGACAAGACCAACAAGUUCAUCAAGGAGCUUAUAAAAGAUGGCAAGUCGCUCAUUGCAGCGCUGAAGAAUCUGUCUUCAGCAAAGCGGAAGUUUGCCGAUUCCUUGAAUGAUUUUAAAUUUCGAUGUAUAGGUGAUGCAGAAACAGAUGAUGAAAUAUGUAUAGCAAAAUCCCUACAAGAGUUUGCUGCUGUCCUUAGAAAUCUGGAAGAUGAGCGCAUGCGCAUGAUUGAGAAUGCUGGUGAGGUCUUGAUCACACCUCUGGAGAAAUUCCGGAAGGAGCAAAUUGGGGCUGCUAAGGAAGCUAAGAAGAAGUAUGAUAAGGAGACAGAGAAAUAUUGUGGUGUGUUAGAAAAGCACUUAAACCUGUCUUCUAAGAAAAAAGAAUCCCAGCUUCAAGAGGCAGACAACCAGGUUGACCUGGUUCGGCAGCAUUUCUACGAAGUCUCUCUGGAAUAUGUUUUCAAAGUACAGGAAGUUCAGGAGAGGAAGAUGUUUGAAUUUGUGGAACCUUUGCUGGCUUUUCUGCAAGGGCUGUUCACAUUCUACCAUCACGGCUAUGAACUUGCAAAGGAUUUCAGUGAUUUCAAGACAGAGCUGACAAUCAGCAUACAAAACACAAGAAACCGUUUUGAAGGAACGCGAUCAGAGGUUGAGGCCUUGAUGAAGAAGAUGAAGGAGAAUCCCCAUGAGCACAAAAACAUCAGUCCAUUCACAAUGGAGGGUUACUUAUAUGUCCAAGAAAAGCGUCACUUUGGAACAUCCUGGGUUAAGCAUUACUGCACCUAUCAGAGUGACUCUAAGCGUAUAAUUAUGGUGCCAUUUGAUCAGAAGUCUGGUGGAAAGGGGGGAGAAGAUGAAGCCAUUACCCUCAAAUCUUGUACACGACGGAAAACUGAUUCCAUAGAGAAGAGGUUUUGCUUUGAUGUAGAAGCAGUGGAUCGGGCAGGAGUAAUUACAAUGCAAGCACUUUCUGAAGAAGAUCGAAGGCUGUGGAUGGAGGCAAUGGAUGGCCGGGAGCCGGUCUAUAACUCAAACAAAGACAAUCAAAGUGAAGGCACUGCCCAGCUGGAUAACAUGGGUUUCAGCAUUGUCAAGAAAUGCAUACAUGCUGUUGAAACAAGAGGUAUUAAUGAACAAGGGCUCUACAGAAUAGUUGGUGUCAACUCCAGAGUACAGAAGCUAUUGAGCAUCUUAAUGGAUCCUAAAACAGCAGAAACAGAAGAUGACAUCUGUGCAGAGUGGGAGAUAAAAACAAUCACUAGUGCACUGAAAACAUACUUGAGGAUGCUCCCAGGUCCACUCAUGAUGUAUCAGUUUCAAAGAAGCUUCAUCAAAGCAGCAAAACUGGAGAAUCAAGAAUCCAGAGUCUCAGAGAUCCAUAGCUUAGUUCACAGACUCCCUGAGAAAAACAGACACAUGCUCCAUUUGCUCAUGAAUCACUUGGCAAAUGUUGCUAAGAACCACAAACAAAAUCUAAUGACUGUCGCAAAUCUGGGAGUUGUUUUCGGACCAACGUUAAUGCGGCCACAAGAAGAAACAGUUGCUGCAAUUAUGGACAUCAAGUUCCAAAACAUUGUGGUUGAGAUCUUAAUAGAAAAUCACGAAAAGGUAUUUAACACAGUUCCAGACACACAGCAGUCGAAUUCACAGCUGCUUUUGUCUCGAAAGAGAAGUACAGAUUCAAAGCCUCCUUCAUGCAGUGAGAGGCCUUUAACUCUCUUUCACACAGUGCAGCCUAAUGAGAAGCAGGAGAACAGGAACAGUAUCAUCAAUUCCAGCCUGGAAUCAGUCAUAUCAUCCAACAUGAACAGUUUCCUCCGCUCCAACAGCACUCCUCAGUCUAAUAUGAACUCCAGUGACCCUGACCUAGAAGUGAUUAAACCCAACAGGCCAAACUCACUCCCUCAGAAUCCAAGUCCAACGUCACCCCUUUCACCGUCCUGGCCUAUGUUCUCCGCACCAUCCAGCCCUAUGCCCACCUCCUCUACGUCCAGCGACUCAUCCCCCAUCAGCUCACCAUUUCGAAAAGCCAGAGCUUUAUAUGCAUGUAAAGCGGAACAUGACUCAGAGCUCUCCUUCACUGCGGGCACAAUAUUUGAUAAUGUUCAUCCUUCUCAAGAGCCUGGCUGGUUGGAAGGAACUCUGAAUGGAAAAACGGGAUUGAUUCCGGAGAACUAUGUGGAGUUUCUAUAACUGUGGACUCAUUCAUACACAACAUUGCUGAGCUUUACAUGGUAUCCAUGACAACUGCUGA